This is a messenger RNA of Mollisia scopiformis, 1077 nucleotides long. RefSeq lists its product as uncharacterized. Bases 100 to 957 code for a protein of 285 amino acids. The record is from RefSeq and is a predicted model, not a curated record. The transcript is spliced from 3 exons. Lineage: Eukaryota; Fungi; Ascomycota; Leotiomycetes; Helotiales; Mollisiaceae.
CACGUUCAAGCCUUGGAGAAGCGAAAAACUGUCUCUAUUCAGACGAUUCAUGUCAGGGCUUGUAGUCAAUACAAAUGGUUGAAGCUACAGAGGCUAUCUAUGUAUAAGAAGAUUCGACUGCCGAUCAAUUGCCUACAAGUUGGUCUAUGCGUCGCCGGAGCAUUCCCAGACUACUUCACGGAUCUCUGGGGUCGAGGAUACAGCGAUACGCCGCUUGACUGUAGGCAUGAUGUCCGUCUGUUUGCAUCCCAGAUACUGCUAGCGCUCAUGUCAUCGCCUCUCUCAUGGAUGGGAAAUAGCAACACCUUCUUUAUCGUAGCUUUUUCCCUGGGCGGGCUGAUCUCCUUGGCAUUCACUGGCGCCUUCCCCGAAUCAGUUCGAUCGUUGGUCCUUCUCGGGCCAGCAGGUCUUAUUCGCAAGCGACCGGAUGGCUACGACGACAAUUACAUGCAUCAACCCAAACUUGCCCCGUCACUGGAAUCUCUCCGUGAAAACGUGCGACAAAUCCUCGGGGCGAUCCCAUGUGGCCCGGCUUUGAACAUGCAGACGGACAAGAAGCGAGUCGUCUCGUCGGAGCAGGGGCCUCCUCGAGUAGAGAAGAGCUUUGACAUAGGAGGCAUCAUUCAGUGGCAGUUCGAUCAUCAUCAAGGCCACAUUCAUUCGUUCCAGGACACUGUACGGUACGGCCCACUACAGAAGAGGGAAGAUUUGUGGGGAAAAGUCUGCGAUAUUAUUGCCGGCCGAACACGACCCGACUCUGCCCUGCAUAAUACCAAGUUGCUCGUCUUCUUUGGUCGAGACGAUGAUGUUGUGGUUGGAGAGGAGACGACUGAGGAUAUCCUGAAGUUGUUAGGUCGAAUACCUACCAGGUGGGCAUGGGUUCCCCUGUACCCGAACAGUGAAAAGAUCACUCAGACGAUUCUUUCAUUCCAACGUUCUAAGCUUUCCGAAGCCUAGAUUUGGAAGCACGAAGCUGGAAUUGAAUCAUGUUUACGUUUAUAUGCCGCGGCAUGACGGCCUCCUAGUUUGUGGUCAGGGGUGCGGUGUGCAGUUUUGGAAUGAGCCCUAAGAGAAUAG